Molecule: messenger RNA, 1857 nt
Organism: Symbiodinium necroappetens
Lineage: Eukaryota; Dinophyceae; Suessiales; Symbiodiniaceae
Source: the annotation of a GenBank genome assembly
AUGCACAAUGUGCCUGACUGGAUGACAGCCAGCAUUUACAGUGCAGACGCACCACCAGAAUCACUGGCCCGCCAGGCGCCGUCCUCAAUCCGGAAGCUGGAGUGGGAGGCCGAGCGAAUGCGCAGCCGGAGCCACCAGCCGCAGCACGGUGGCAGCGGGGUCGACUUUGAGCAGUGGCUGGCAUUCGCUGAAAGCAUGAGGUCACGAUGUUGGGUUUGUUGGCUCCUCUACUGCUCAGAGGUGCCGGCCUCUCGCCGGCGGCGGCUGCGGUACUGCUCCUACCUACAAUACUGGUAUUUCGGAAUGAUGAGCCGACUGUAUGCCGACUGUCUUCUGCUCAUCAGUGCCAAGAUGCGUUUCUGCCUGUUCGCUGGUUUUGUAUGCCAGCUUUGCUUGGAUCGCCUGGUACUCAGCUUGCACAGCGCCAUGGUGUGGUGGAACCAUCUGCUGGGUGGGUCCAGGCGAUGGGCACAGCUUAGCUCGCGACUGACGAGCCAGCUAGCCGAUCAGGCGGAUGUGACCGCCGGCAUUGCCUAUCUCACCCGUGACUGGGCAGAGAUGGCGCGACGAUCCCACGCAGCACUGGAUCAGGAGUUCUGCGGAAGCUGGCGCACGAGCCUUCACGAGCUUGCAUCAAAGCUGACCGACAUCUGGUCUGACAUCCGGAAAGCCUCCUUGUGUUCUGGCUUGGACGGUGCCAGCCCUCGAGUGAAGUCCGCACGGUCCGUUUCAGUGCCUCGGGCUGCUCUGGACCACGACGCAGGAUACCCGUACCAGGAUCGGGGUCAGCAAGCCGUGACUCGAGCUGGCAGUGCUCCAUUAGGAGGUCAAGCCAUGAUGGCCUUGCAGUUGUGGCUGAAGGUGGAUCGAGCAGUUCAAAGAGCCUUGCAUGUGGAGGCUGAGCGCAUGCGCAAGGCUCUGGACACCGAUGACCCCAAAACCUUGCAGGCCAUGAUGAAUUGGUGGUCCGCCAACAACAGCUCUGUGGCGAGUGCAGCAGCUGCUGCGAUAUCCACAGGCACUGGCUUGCUAGAUGAUGGCUGGGAAGAGCAGCAGGAAACCCUGGGCGCCCUUCUCCUCUCCGAGCGGCUGCACCAACGCUUCCAGUACCGAUCCUUUGCGAAGGGCGAUGAAAUGCCCGGAUCGGAGGAGCCCGGUGUGGGAGUGGAAGAGUUUGAGCGGCUGGAGCAGGCCUUAGCGGCGAACUUUGAGUCACUCCAGGACCUUCGACGGCGCCUUGCACCAUUGGCUUCACCGGCAGGGACGUUGCGAUGCCCCUGCCGCAGCGACCUCCUACAGGGUGCCGCCGAGGUACAGUCGAUGCUGCGGCGGAGCUUGUCAUCGUCAUCAUCACACGUGGUGAUGAUGAGGCGGACAGAAGAAGGAAAGCAAGCUCCCGAGGUCCUGGAGGACAGCCCCGAGGACCGCCGGUCCGAGCGUCGCAUUUUGAUGACCUUGGCCCUGGCUGCUUGUUGUGGUGUUGCAGCGGUUCCAUAUGCUGCCAUUGCCAGAGCCUGGCUGUGGGCAAUCGCUUUCUUCGGGUUUGCCCUGGCAAACAUUGUUCUGCUGCUGAACUACCAGCGGCUGUCGCUUCCGCACGUGCACCGCCGUUUCGAGCGGCAGCUGAGCCACCUAUCGUCCAGACGGGAGGAGAUCCUGGUCGAGAUUCGGGACCUUCAACGCUCCUCGCAGAAGGCCGGGGCGGCUCACGCCCGUGCCUGCAUUUUCCUGCAGAGCGUGAAUGUCCUCCGGAACAUCAACUACGUCGUCCUCUGCAUCAAGACUGAAACGCAGAGGGCAGCAGCGGCGGCCAUGGGUGGGAUGGGUGGAAUGCAGGAGAGCGUCGUCGGAACCUGA